AUGUAUAUUCUAAGAUUAUCAGUCCCUAUCAUUUUAAAACUUAUCUCUCAAGAAUCAUCAUCUAGUCAACAAUUAUCUGAAUAUCAAAGUCAACAUACGGAAGAUAAACCACGUAUCAAUAUCAGCAUAACACUUCAACGAUAUCCUGAUAAUAAAAAUACAAUACACCGAUCAACCAUGAUCAAUAAUAAUAGUCGAAAAUUGAACAAUAUGAUUGAUUCAUUAAAUCGUAGCACUACAUUAAAUCAUUAUCCAUCUACUAAUGUGGAUACAAUGAAUUUAAAUAUGAAUGAAAAUUAUGAUCAGUUUAUUAAUUCGUUACCAAUGGAAAAAACAAUUCAACAAACCAGUGAAACAUUUGAACACGAUAACUCUAUAUAUUCUUCAAAACUGUUGAAUUUUUCUUCUCAGCCAGUGGAUGGUACACUUAAAUGGCAUCAUUAUUGUUAUACUAUUGAACUAAGAAGUGUAAAAAAUAUUCAAGGUUUCGACAACAAUGAAUUACAAUUGUACGCUAGAUAUGUGUACCCAUUGUUUGGAAGUGGAGCUCCAGUUAUGACACUUCCACCAAUUUCCAUAGCCAGAAAUCAAGAGGUUAUUUUACCUCAUGGAUUUUGUGCUUUUGAGUUUGCUGCAUCACCUGAAGAAUUAAAAACUCGUCUUCAUGACAAUCCAUUGAAAGUGGAAUUUUUCGAUCGAUCACAGGGCACUUUAGCAACAGAUACUCUUGUUGGAUAUGCAUUUAUACCGUUAGUAUCAAUUUUUGAAUCACCAAUUGUCAAAGCCACAAAAGAAUCAUCUACUUUAGUUAGACGUAAAAAUGAUCAUGUCAAUGUAUUAGCUCAACAAAAUAAUUUAAAUGAAUCAAAAGUUAUUGGACAACUUGUCUAUUCAUUACAGUUAGAAGAUUUUGGUAUACAUACUGUCGAUAGUAGUAGUACUAAUACAACAACAUCUGUCAUUGAUAUGACCAAAGGAUUAGUUCAUCAAAUCAAUGAUGAAAUUAAGUCUGAACCUUCAGAUAUACGAUCAACGCGUGAAUAUCAAGUGGCUAUUGAGUUAGAACUAUGGCGUGCAGCAGAAGAAGCCAAAUUCACUGCUCAAUUAAAGAAACGCGAACAGACACUGAUGGCUACACUUGCUGAAGAAUGGCAUAAAAGAGAUAGUCAACGCGAAAUCCUAUGUCGAAAGAAGCUCUCUGAAUAUCAAGCUUUGGAGGAAAAAUUACGUAAUACACUUAUUGAACUCGCUACUCGAGAGCGUCAGCUAACCGCUGGUGAGGCAGAAUUGGUACGCCUGAAACAAGAAAAUGCAAGAGAAUUAGAAGUCAAACGUAAAGAACUGAAUCAACAGUCUCAAGUUCAUGUUCGUGAUUUAGAGAGUCAAAUCAAACUAGAGAAAAAGAACACUGAACAUUGGAAAUCACAAAUUACCGAAUGGAGAAGUAAGUAUGCUUCUUUAGAAGAAGAAAAUAGCAAUUUACGAAAUGAAAUAAAUAAUCGACUGAAGAAAUCGACAGAUAAAACAUCGAGUGAAACAUCUUCAGCAAAUAAUGAAGUAGCCCGAUUGACCGCAGAACUAGCAGUUGCUCGAGCUACACUAUCGGAAACAGAAUGCCGUCUAGCUGAAGUAGAACGUGGUCGAGCAAGAUAUCGUCAGUUAUGGACGAACUCUUUACGUGAUCUAGCCAAGGUAAAAGAAGAAGCAGAUGAAGCUACUCGAAUUUCAUUGGCACAAAAAGAAGCAGAACUUGAACAAUUAAAGUCUUACUAUAUGAAUGUUGAUGAUAAACGACCGACUAGUCAAGAUUUAACAGAAACAACAGAUUCGAACUUGGGACAACAAUCAAAAAAGCAAUACCAAUCUACUACUGAAGCGAAUGUUUCUGAUGUUAAGUCAGAAGUGGAUGCGAAAAUAGAAGCACAAGUUGCUCGACUCAUUGAAGAACGUGAUGGACUACUAAGUACUGGUGUUUACGAAAACAGUGAUUCUUUGAUUGUUGACCUCGACCGACAAAUAAGAUACCUUUUAGAAAAAGCAUAAUUUUAUUUAUUUGCUUCUUGAUAAGAAGCACGACAUUACUUUUGAUCAAAUACAUUUUUUGUAAAGAAAUCCAA
Molecule: messenger RNA, 2117 nt
Organism: Schistosoma turkestanicum
Lineage: Eukaryota; Metazoa; Platyhelminthes; Trematoda; Strigeidida; Schistosomatidae
Source: the annotation of a GenBank genome assembly